Papaver somniferum (opium poppy) is the source of this 666-nucleotide messenger RNA. RefSeq lists its product as uncharacterized. The record is from RefSeq and is a predicted model, not a curated record. The transcript has a single exon. Bases 1 to 666 code for a protein of 221 amino acids. Lineage: Eukaryota; Viridiplantae; Streptophyta; Magnoliopsida; Ranunculales; Papaveraceae.
AUGAAAUUUCCUAUCAGCUUUUCAGCCUCGGAGGCACCUGAUGGAGAUCAGAAGCAUAACGACCCACUAGUGGUCACGAUGGCCAUCGCACUUCCCGAACAUGAAGGCGAGGAAGAAAAACCUAAGGCGUUUCCAUGGGCCAUGCCUAAAAUCUUGAUCGACGGAGGAAGCUCUGUAGAGAUCUUAUUUUAUGAAACAUUGAAACAAAUGGGUCUCAGAGACGACUGCCUAAUAUCCUCCACCUACAACAUAUUUGGCUUUAACGGCUCGUCGACCCUCCCAAGAGGCAAGGUGACACUAGAAAUUUGGGUAGGAAAAAUCCUCACCUUAACCACUUUCUGUGUAGUGGAUGUGCUUUCACCCUACACAGCUAUUGUCAGGCGAUCCUGGAUCCAUGGGAUCAAAGGAGUUUCCUCGACUUACCAUCAGAGUCUAAGGUUCCCUACGCCCGAUGGAGUCCUAGAAAUCGUCGGAGACUCUGGUGAGGCAAAAUAUUGCUACAAGAUGGACGUUCAGAACGGCGAAAACAAAGUAAACUCCCCAAAGGCGCAGGAAAUGAGGGCGAGGAAUGGCAAUAACCUUGCUGAGAUUCAUGACUACAUAGCAAUAGCUAAUGAGCCAAAGCGCUUGGACGAUGCUCCAACCUUGUGCAACACCAUAACCUAG